Messenger RNA from Trichoderma harzianum CBS 226.95, 782 nucleotides. RefSeq lists its product as hypothetical. Bases 241 to 651 code for a protein of 136 amino acids. The transcript has a single exon. NCBI's taxonomy places the organism in Eukaryota, Fungi, Ascomycota, Sordariomycetes, Hypocreales, Hypocreaceae. The record is from RefSeq and is a predicted model, not a curated record.
CCGCGUGUUUUCGAGGAGAAUCUGGGAGACUCGCGGGGGGUCGUAGCCUCUGGCCCCUGAGUUGGGAAUAGCUUCGCCCGCGCUGCGAGUGCCGAGCGGCAUCCCGAUUGGCUGCGCUGCACUUCGGCUGUUGCCCGUGGCCUUGCAUGUGGCGAUGGCUUCACUAGGGCGGCUAAAGAGAGCCAUGUCGGCCACCAGUCCCGUUGCGGCAGUGUAGCCUACGAGAAUACGCGCUUUUCGAUGCUUGUCGCCAUCCUCAUGCUGACAUGGGGGGAUUGGGGGGGCACCUUGACUGACUCGAUGCGACGCUCAUGUCAUGUGCCCGGCGCAGAGAAACUAGAAACUGGAAACUCGAACCUCAAACCACCGCCAUUGAAGAAAAACGGGUGCUUUGUUCCGCAAAAACGGGCAAUUCGUGCCGUUAGUUUUGCUGCUAGCCCCGCGCCUCUGGAGGUUGGCCGGGUUUAUUAUUUUGAAUUGCGGAGAGAAGCGAAAGCUCUGGCUCUCCAAGCAUCUGGAUUUGAUCGAUCCCCCUGCCAAAGGUUCCACUCGAGCUGCUCACCCGAAUGUUCUCCAAAAUUUCCACGUGGAGAGCCGAAAUUUUUAUUCUUUCCUUGUUUUUACCAAAUUAAAGUGAAUACGAAUCGUUAGUGGUUCGAUUCUAUUACUUCAUCCAUUUGUCUAGCCGGUGGAUCUUCUUCUCUUCUCGGCCCCCAAAACCGCAGCUGACCGUCAAAGAGCCCGAAUUUACUUACUCUAGCACAAUCCAAAAGUCACGCCAG